UUUAUUAGGAUUAUCGAUGUAUUCGGGGACUGUCUCUUUAGAGAUGGUUCCUUGUGAAGCUGACGACGAUGUCACGUGACGUCACCCUGCCAGAGGACAGGCGUUGUUCUCCGCACAGGAGGCUGAAGCGGGUCCGGUCCUGCAGGUCCAGAUCAGGAGCGCUCAGCUACAGGCCGACAUGAGACAGUGAGAAGCGGAACCAGACCCGGAAUCAUCAGCGAUCGCCAUGACGACGCAGCCUUAGUGCUCAGCAUCCGCAUCCUCAGCAUCAUCCGCGGCUCAGGUGCGCCGUCAGUCCGUCAGCCAGGAUGGAGUUCAAAGAGCUGGUGGACACCGCCGAGAAAUGGUGCUCCGGGAAUCCGUUCGACCUGAUCUUCGCCGAGGACGUGGACGAGAGGCGGCUGGACUUCUACGCCGAGCCCGGGAUCUCGUUCUACGUGCUCUGCCCGGACAAUCUCACCGGAGGAACCGAUAAUUUUCACGUGUGGAGUGAGAGCGAGGACUGUCUGCCGUUCCUGCAGCUCGCGCAGGACUACAUCUCCUCCUGCGGGAAGAAAACUCUGCUGGAAGUGCUGGACAAAGUCUUCAGAUCCUUCAGGCCUCUCCUGGGUCUUCCAGAUAUCGACGAUGACACAUUCGAUCAGUAUCAUGCAGACGUGGAGGAGGAACCAGAGCCAGACCACCAGCAGAUGGGUGUGAGCCAGCAAUAAUGCCCAGCAGAGAGGCUCGGCGCUGGGCCACAGUGUCUGCAUCCAGCCCCUCUCUCCUAACCUUACUCACCUGGCUCUUCUUCUUACAGCACACACACAAACACACACACUGCAUCCUCACACCCUUUAAAAUCUGGACAGCUCUUCCUGCACCCUGAUUUCAUCAUUCUGACCAGUAUUAUUCCUCAUUAACCUACUCAAACAGAGACAAAAGAAAUAUCCCAUUCCCGGCUUUCGUAAUGCUUUUUUUUUUUUUUUUUUUUUCUCAAUAAUCUGGAGGCAGCAGGUUAGAAACUUACGGCGUGCUGCCGCAUCGUCACAUGACCUCAUUGCAUGUUUAAUUCGGCGUCAGAAAUGACGGUAGGAUGUUUCGCAUCUUAAUUCCCGACCGUGUGAUCAAAGUGUAAAAGUUGCAAUCGGUAUCACAUCCUAUUCGUCCAUCAGAUUGGAAAUAGAAGGUAAAUGCUGCGUAUUUUGAUAAAAGCUUUAGGGCAGGUAUUCCACGCAAAGACUACAAUUUACGUGGAAGCUAAUAAAAGUAGUGUGCCGUUCUGAACAUAACACUGUUGAGUUGAAGUCGAAUAAUUAAUGCGAGUCACUUUUUAUGUGCACUAACGAUUCGUUCACAAUUAGACCGGGAACGUGCAUCCAGAAAGUAAAUGGGUUAUUUUGUUCAUGUAGUGAAUCUAGACGUCCAUUGUGGAUUUAUUGUACCCUCGAAUAACACAUUCUCCCCGGAUCUUGUCUUCGUAUUGAAACGCGCUAUAAAUCACUCCAAAAUAUCUGCUAAGUGACAAAUAACCAAAGCUGACCGCGAGUGCGUACAAGGCAUCUGUGUUUAGGCGUCAAAUGAAACACGAUCGGAAGGUAAGGUUUAAUUAUCGCUGAUUCAGAAGUGAUGAGGUUAUUGUGUUUUCAGGGUGGGUGGAGAUGUUUAAACAGACCCUUGAUUAAUCCUCUCUUUGCCUUUACUGUCUUUUGAUUGUAUUAAUCAACAUCCUCUGAGUUAAGAAAGGUCAACUCCAGAGUUUAACCACGGAAAGGUCUAUCUAAAAUAAAGGUUCUUCUUCGCUUCUUAUCUCUUAUCGAGAUCCAUUUCUGGUCUCGUAGGCUUUUUGGGUUGAUGUAGAUUUCUUUAAAGGUGCUCCGUACAAUUUUUAAAUGCAGUAUCAUCACGUACGUAUUUAAAGACAUAGGGACCUAUCAUAAACCUGCUGUAAUGCAGUGCAAGGCGUGUUUCAAGCAAUCAUUUCAAGCCUGAUGCAGUUAUUAUUUUUACAUGUUGUUUAAAUACCGAAUGCAUCUGGUCGCCCACAGGCAUGCCGGUCUGAAAACGAGGUGUGUACAGGUGCAUUGUUGGUGCGUUGCUAUUUUGAGGCGCCCGAAAACAAUCACGCCUUUGACCAACUAAAAUCUGGUCUAAAGUCAAUAGCGCAGUGUUUUUUUGGGGCAUGCUCGUGUUAUGCAUCACAUGCCAAAUACUAAAAGUGAAAGGAUCUAUAUUUAAAAGAUUAUUGUCGUGUACGCUUUAACCUCGUGCACGAGCAGAUCCGACGUGGCUCGAGCGCGCUGGCUUUUAAAGGGAAUGGGAGACGAGACUCUGAUUGGUUUAUUCCACGUUAUGACUAAAACAUACCCAUGGCUCAUUAAGAGAAUAGGUACAACCUAUCAAAGGGUAAAACCUUUGCUAAAAAGUAGCUAAAAUGUAUUCAGACACCAUGCACUAUUAUAUCAUUAAAAUAGGGCCAAGUAUGUUUAAUUAUUCUGGCAGUCGGACGUGUUUGUUAGUGUAUGUUAGCCACGCCCUUUGAAACCUAUGCCCCUCCCCGCAUUUAUAAUGAGACUGAGAGCCACCUCCCACUAUGCUCUGUAAAAGCGCAGCAUGGAGCUUUCUAUUAAACUACAUCCACGUGCCCUGUUUUUAUAUUUGCAUAGACCUCCACAUUAAAAAGCUACUCUUUUGUUUUUAAAAUUAAACUUAAGAUUUAAGUUUUAAGCACCUUUAAAGAAAUGUUUUUUUUAAAGCACUAGAUCAGUUGAAAUGUUCCUGUACAACCCUAUCAUGAGAACCUUUAUUUUAAGAGUAGGCUCAUAUAUCUCAGCUGAUUCGGGUGACUGCUGUGUGACGGUCAUGUGACUCGAUGGGACCUGUUUAAAGCAUCCUUUAUCUGCUGUCAUCUCGACGGACGCGACGGACGAGCUCGGCAGAGGGACGGGAUGUUUCUUCAGGACAUACUGUAUGUGAAUUACACACGUGGCCGCUAAACUUCCACUGUCUUCUGCUUCCAUAGUGUCUUCCUGCACAUGCCCAGUCUACAGUGACGCGUAGAGAUGAAUUAUACCAACAGUGUGUUACAGAGAUCAAUGCUGCUGUUUUUCUGUCUUUAUGUAGUUAUGUAAGCUCUGUACCAGAUUGUGAUAUCUUUUCUUUUUUUUUUAUUUGACUGUUUAUUUAUUUGUCCCGGGGUCUAAACUAAUUUUCAUUUCUUUUGCUUGACCGUUUAUGUAGCUUAACCUUUCAAAAAUGCAUUUCUUUUGUUUAUAUGUAUACUUUUUUUUCCACCUGUGUUUAUUGUGUAACAGUUAAGGCUUUAUACUGGAUUUGUGAUUUCUAUUUUAUUUGUUAUUUAUUAAUAGCUAUCGGAUGUUUAUUAUCAGUUUACCUGUUUAUGAUUUAUUUAUUUACUCUUCUGUGUGUGUAAAUCCAUUUGUGGAUGAUAUUUCUGUCACCUUUAUAACUAAUGAUUUAAUUUCUAAAAAGAUUGUCCAAAUCUUACAAUGUGGUAACUGGAAAUAUUGUUAUUGUUUUUAGAUGAAUAUUGAUCAGCCUGUCUAGAGUCAUUUAGAAUUAAACUGGAGUACAAUUCGUUUGGAUCAGCAUGUGAUGUAACCUGAAAUUCAACAAUUAAAUUUUAACCAUAUGAGUGUA
This is a messenger RNA of Puntigrus tetrazona (Sumatra barb), 3639 nucleotides long. RefSeq names its product maturin, neural progenitor differentiation regulator homolog (Xenopus) (gene mturn). The transcript is spliced from 3 exons. Gene Ontology annotation, cellular component: cytoplasm. Bases 309 to 710 code for a protein of 133 amino acids. Lineage: Eukaryota; Metazoa; Chordata; Actinopteri; Cypriniformes; Cyprinidae. The record is from RefSeq and is a predicted model, not a curated record. Gene Ontology annotation, biological process: positive regulation of megakaryocyte differentiation; regulation of signaling.